AUGAUAAGGGAAAAAAACUAUGAAGAUAACGUGGACAAGUUAAUUUCAUUCGAACAGACUGACUGGAUAAAUGAGGAAAACCAAAAUACCAGACUUAUUAAGAAACUAUCACAAUCUAACGGUUUAUUUAUCAGAGGAAUCACUAAAGAUAUUACCAGUGAUGUUAUUCAGCGUGAUAAACAACCCAAAAAGACUCAAAAGCAACGUGAAUUAAACAAUGACCACAACAAGCGUCAAAAGCGGUUUUCGGCAAGAAAUUCGAAACAGACAGAAUGGUUCCAGUGGCCUGGCCCAUGCAGUGAUGAUAAUCAUUGCCCACCAAAUUUAUACUGUGUUAAUGGUAGCUGCUGGCAUUUGUCAAAUAAACCGAUACGAAUACAAAGAAAACACGAUUCAUUAAUGAAUACGAAAGAACAGGACAGAUCACAUUUAGCGAUACAUCAUCAGUUGUUUCGUUUAAUGGGUACUGCAACAAGCGAAGUGUUAUCUAAAAUUGAGACUACGACCAGAAAUUUAUCAGUAUUUGGAAAUUUAGAUCUUUUUGAUUACACAACUAGCACUACAGUCACAACAGCAGCAAUAAUACCAACAACGAAAUUGAAAAUGACAAUUGGUAAUUAUCAAAAAGAGCAAAAACUAGUAGCAACAAAUAAUAGCAGAACAGGAACAGAUGGAGAUAAUUUAUCGAAAUCAUCAUUCAUUGAUUUACGGUUUUCAACUGAGUUUCCGGUUCAAACGGAAUAUAUUCGAAAGCGACAACUUGAUAAACCGAUUCGCAUUGAAUUAUAUCUUGCUAGAGCUGUGCUAAGAGAUGAAUGCUCUCAAGAUUCACAUUGUGGUCAUCGAAUGAUUUGCUGCCGAAAAACAUGGUAUGAUUUAAGUGAUGAUUCCGGAAUAGGGUAUUUCUGUUUGCCGGACUGUGAAUUCACCAAAAAGGUAAGUUUGGGAAUACAUGAAGCGAAUGGAUUGAUACCAAAUGAUCUAAUUUAUGAUUGA
Messenger RNA from Brugia malayi, 996 nucleotides. RefSeq lists its product as uncharacterized. NCBI's taxonomy places the organism in Eukaryota, Metazoa, Nematoda, Chromadorea, Rhabditida, Onchocercidae. The transcript is spliced from 10 exons. The coding region runs from base 1 to 996 and encodes 331 amino acids. The record is from RefSeq and is a predicted model, not a curated record.